This is a messenger RNA of Anopheles cruzii, 1205 nucleotides long. It is a transcript of the gene Prp38, whose product is annotated as pre-mRNA-splicing factor 38. The record is from RefSeq and is a predicted model, not a curated record. NCBI's taxonomy places the organism in Eukaryota, Metazoa, Arthropoda, Insecta, Diptera, Culicidae. Gene Ontology annotation, cellular component: precatalytic spliceosome. The transcript has 2 exons. The coding region runs from base 37 to 1122 and encodes 361 amino acids.
CUGCGGCGGCGGCAACGGUCUCAGACAACCCCGAACAUGGCCAACCGGACGGUGAAGGAUGCCAAGAACGUGCACGGUACGAACCCACAGUAUUUGAUCGAGAAAAUCAUCCGCUCCCGAAUCUACGACUCGAAGUACUGGAAGGAACAAUGCUUCGCCCUAACCGCGGAGCUGCUCGUCGACAAAGCGAUGGAACUGCGGUUCGUCGGUGGCGUGUUCGGGGGCAACAUCAAGCCGACGCCGUUCCUGUGUCUCACGCUGAAGAUGCUACAGAUUCAGCCCGAGAAGGACAUUGUGGUGGAGUUUAUCAAGAACGAGGAGUUCAAGUACGUGCGCGCCCUCGGAGCGUUCUAUCUGCGGCUCACCGGGUCGUCGCUCGAUUGCUACAAGUACCUGGAACCGCUGUACAACGACAACCGCAAGCUGCGCAAACAGAACCGGAUGGGCGCGUACGAGCUGAUUCACAUGGACGAGUUCAUCGACGAGUUGCUGCGUGACGAGCGCGUCUGUGACAUCAUACUGCCCCGCAUCCAAAAGCGCUACGUGCUCGAGGAAACCAACGACCUGGAACCGAAAGUGUCGGCCCUCGAGGACGAUCUGGACGAGGAGAUGCCCAGCGAGGAUGAGGCCGCCGACGAUGUACCUGCGCCGCCCCUGGCCAAGGAGAAAAAGCUGGAGGUGAUCAAAGUGAAGGGCACCAAAGGUGGCGGCCGCGGUGAUCGGUCGCUUUCGCGCGAAAGGCCACCCAUCGAUUCGCGGUACCGUGGUGGUGGUGGUGGUGGUGGCGGUGACCACGGAGCUAACUAUCGCGAUCGCGAGAAGGAUCGCGAUCGAGAUGGACGGGAUCGAGGUGGGCGGGGUGGCGAUCGCGAGCGGUACCGAGCGGACGGUGACCGUGGUGGCGGAAUCCGGGACAGAAGAGAUCUCUACGCAGCUGAUCGUGAUCGAGGCUUCAAAGAGCGUGACAUUCGGGAACGAGAACGUGAACGACAUCGGCGCCACGAGCGACAGGAAGAGCGUGAGCGAGAGCGACGCCGGGACCGUGAUCGUGAUUUCGAAGAUCGCCCACGAGGUGGCUACGAACGGGAACGUGAAUACGAGCGCGAUCGCCGGAGGCGGUAAACGCAGUGCGAUCGAAACAGAUAGUUUUAUAACCUUGACGUGUAUUUAACGCGAGAAAUACAUUGUAAUAAACGGCACACAGU